AUAAAAUAAUUCUAUUUUAAUUUAUUUUAUUUCAGGAAUAAGAUCUUUAAGUUUUCAAGAUCAUAUAAUCACAAUUGGAACAGGUAUUGGUGCUAUAAUGUUCUAUGAUACACGAGCUGAAAAAUACUUAGAGUUGUCUAGUAUUAAUACAAGUAGAGCAGUUGUAUUAAGAACAAGUCGAGGUUAUGUUGUGAGUGCUGUCAUUUGUAAACUUAGUAUGCACUUGUUAUCAUUUUAUCAAAUAUUUGAUUUUUAGUGUCCUGAAGACAUUAAUAGGGAAGAUGGUUAUAUGAGAUAUACACCAGCAGUUUAUACACAUUGCUAUGACUACUCAGGAACAAGAUUAUUUUCCGCAGGAGGACCGUUGCCAGCUAAUAUGUCUGGGAAUUACGCUGCUUUAUGGCAAUAGGAUUAUUGCAAUUAAUUUUUUAAAUCUAGUUAGUAGUAUUCUCAUACUAAAUCGACUUUACUUUUUUUUAUUAUUAUUAUUAUUAAUAUUAGCUUUUAGUAAUCAAUUUAUUUAAUUAUAACAGUAUUUUGUGUGACAUUCCGUAGAUCAUUAGAAUUUUAGUGCUUAAUGUUGAGAUAGAUAGAUAGUUAUUGAUAUUAAGUGUGUCUAUAUUAUAAUAUUAAAUAUUCUAUCAAUUAAUUAAAUUAUUUGAAUAUGAGAAAUUGAACUUUUUAAAGUUAUAAUAUUAAGUUGUAGAAGAAAACUAAGAUUAUAUUUUACUGGAUAAAAGUUAUUUAUGUACUUAAGCUAGUAAAAAAAAAAAAAAAAAAAAAAUGUUUUUUUAACUUAUAAUAUUCAUAUAAAGUAAUCUAAAAUAAAAUAAAAUAAUUAUUUAACACGGUAGUUUAAAACAAAAUUAUCCUAUAUCCGGAAUGUAAUGGACUCUUUUUUUUAUUCAUUACUGUAAAAAACGCACUUCCUAUGUUCUAAGAGGGUUACAAAUUUUCGAGAGGAAAAUUUCAUAGUUUUUUUGAGUUUAACUGAAUAAAUUAUAACAUUGUCUAUAAAAAUAUCUUCACUCG
Cinara cedri is the source of this 1032-nucleotide messenger RNA. The record is from the annotation of a GenBank genome assembly. Lineage: Eukaryota; Metazoa; Arthropoda; Insecta; Hemiptera; Aphididae.